AUGGCUUUCUUGAUCAAGAAGGAGUUAGGUAUUAUGAUAUAAUUAUUUAUGCUAAAUUAGAUUAAAAAAAUAACAUUUAUGAGAUUAAAUAAAAAUUUUAGCAACAAGCCUAAUGACCAUAGAAUUUCCAGACUAAUUUUUUGA
Messenger RNA from Paramecium primaurelia, 144 nucleotides. Lineage: Eukaryota; Ciliophora; Oligohymenophorea; Peniculida; Parameciidae. The record is from the annotation of a GenBank genome assembly.